Molecule: messenger RNA, 4714 nt
Organism: Sphaeramia orbicularis (orbiculate cardinalfish)
Lineage: Eukaryota; Metazoa; Chordata; Actinopteri; Kurtiformes; Apogonidae
Gene: kirrel1a
Product: kirre like nephrin family adhesion molecule 1a
Exons: 15
Coding region: 253-2748 (831 amino acids)
Biological process (GO): cell-cell adhesion
Cellular component (GO): cell-cell junction; plasma membrane
Molecular function (GO): cell adhesion molecule binding
Source: RefSeq, a predicted model, not a curated record
CACCCCUCAGAGUAGAGUAGAGAGCGGACUGUGUAUCGCACAAGAGCUAAGAAGAGGAGAGAGGUGAAAAAAGCAGUGAAAUGGUGUAAAAGCUGGUCGAGUCUAACCCGAGCCAGGGUACAAACGAGGAGGGACGACGCGUGCGGAUUACUGUUGUCAUUACUAUUAUUAUUAAAGUCCGAAAACUCCCGGUUUUUGAUGCUGUCCUCACGGAGGUCUGAGCCAAUAACGGACUUAUUGGUCGGCUGAACCAUGCAGAGGCUGCUGCUCCUGAGUUUGCUGUUAAGUUUCCAAACUGCGUGGACAGCGAGGUUCUCUCAGGAGCCGGCAGACCAGUCGGUGGUGCGGGGCCAGAGGGUGAUCCUGUCCUGCGUUGUCUUCAACUACUCGGGCAUUGUUCAGUGGACCAAAGAUGGCCUGGCUCUGGGCAUCGGAGAGGACCUCCGGGCCUGGCCCAGGUACCGUGUACUGCGUGUCCAGGAGUUGGGCCAGUACAACUUGGAGAUCCUGUCAGCUGACCUAUCCGAUGACUCCCUGUAUGAGUGUCAGGCCCCUGAUGCUGCCCUGAGGUCCAGGAGGGCCAAACUCACCGUCCUCAUUCCCCCAGAUGACCCAGUGAUAGAUGGGGGUCCAGAGGUGCUGCUGAAUGCAGGGGAGUCCUACAACCUGAGCUGUGUGUCCCGAGGGGCCAAACCGCCUUCUAUGAUCGAUUGGCUCAAGGAUGGCCUGCCCGUGGAGGGGGCUGUCAGUAUUACUGAGGUGCUUCCAGACAGGAAGAGGGUGACCACACGCAGCUACCUGCCCAUUCAUCCCGUUGACACAGAUACUGGGAGGAACUACAGCUGUGUGACCACCAACCUGGCCGUUCCCACCGGCAAAAGCACAACUGUCACCCUCAACGUACACCAUCCACCGACAGUGACCUUGUCCAUCGAGCCUCGAUCUGUCCUGGAGGGGGACAGAGUCACCUUCACCUGCCAAGCUCACGCUAACCCUCCUAUUAUGGGCUACAGGUGGGCUAAGGGCGGUGUGGUGCUGCAGGGAGCCAGGGAAAGUGUGUUCACUACUAAAGCUGAUCACUCUUUCUUCACUGAGCCCGUCUCCUGUCUGGUUUUCAAUGCUGUAGGAAAGACCAACGUCAGCAUCCUGGUGGAUGUUCACUUCGGUCCAAUCUUGUUGGUAGAGCCUCAGCCAAAAACAGUGGAUGUUGACUCUGAUGUCACACUGAACUGUAAAUGGGCUGGAAAUCCUCCACUCACCCUCACCUGGUUCAAAAAGGGUUCAAACAUGGUUCUGAGUAACAGCAACCAGCUGUAUCUGAAGUCGGUGAGCCAGGCAGAUGCAGGCCAGUAUGUAUGUAAGGCCAUCGUCCCACGGAUCGGAGUUGGAGAGACUGAGGUCACGCUCACAGUCAACGGUCCUCCCAUCAUCUCCAGUGAUCCAGUCCAGUAUGCAGUGAGAGGAGAGAGAGGAGAGGUGAAAUGCUACAUAGCCAGUACACCUCCCCCAGAUAAAAUCGUGUGGGCGUGGAAGGAGAACGUCUGGGAGAAGGAGAAGGGGACGCUGCUGGAGAGGUACACGGUAGAGCAGAGCAAACCGUCAGCGGAGGGCGGUGGCGUCCUCUCCACCCUCACCAUCAACAACGUGAUGGAGUCCGACUUCCUGUCCACCUACAACUGCACGGCCUGGAACUCAUUCGGCCCAGGCACCAUGAUCAUCACACUGGAAGAGACAGAGGAGGUCCCAGUGGGCAUUAUAGCUGGUGGGACUGUGGGCUCCACCAUCCUCUUGUUCAUCUUUCUGCUCAUCCUCGUUCUCAUCUUCUACAGGCAACGCAAAGGCAGUCGGCGCGGGGUCACGCUGGGUAAGCCCGACAUCAAGGUGGAGACGAUAAACAAGGAGACCCACAGCUUAGAGGAGGACUCCGGCAGCGUGUCCACAGCAUCGCGCAUGGUCAAGGCCAUGUACUCGUUUCUCCCCUCUGUGUCCUUCUCUCCUUCCAAUCAGCCUUUUAAAGAUGAUAUUGAGCUCAAGUCUGACCUCCGGAGUGACACCCUGGACACCCGCCAGGAAUAUGACCUAAAGGACCCCACCAAUGGCUACUACAAUGUACGAGCGUCCACCCACGAUGAAGGCCGGCCUGCCUCCCGCUCCACCAUGCACUACUCCGACUACCGUUCCCCGGCAGGAACACCAGGAGGCGCUGCAUCCAUCAGCAGUAGUGCAGGCGGCUCAGGAGCCACAGCCAGUGGAGGCGCCCCCGGUCCUCCAGGCCCUCUCACCUCCCCAGGCCGUCCCCAGGCCUGUUAUGACCCCAGACCCCCCUCUAGAUUGUCCCACAUCAGCUACGCCCAGUUCAACACAUUCACCCGUGGGGGCCAGAGCCAGCAGCCCCCCACUAACCCUGCCCCUCCAGCCAGCGACUUCCCAGGAGACUGCAGCCUCCUAGACUCCACUUCCCAGCUGGCCUAUGACAACUACGGAUAUCCCUCGCAUUACCAGACCUACCGCAUGGGUUUCGCCCCAUCCAGCCUGGCCCCGCUGGAGGCCGGCCCAUCCUAUGAGAUGUAUGGGGUGGGAUCUGGGGUGGGAGGCCCUGGAGUCGGGGUGGGUCCUGGGGGUCCCGCUCCCUCGGGAUCAGAGACUGGACUAGGGAAAUACGGCAGCUCCACUCGCUUCUCCUACACCUCACAACACUCUGACUACUCCCACAGCAGACACACACAGAGGAUGCAGACUCAUGUGUGAGACAGAAAGACGCAUUAAUACCUCACCGUCUUAGCCGAGCAUGAGGAAGCAUCUUAUAAAUAGCGUUACACCUAAAAAAACACAGAAUCACACAUUAUCACACACAAAAAAGAACACACCUUAUCAAACACAAAUACCACUACAGAUUUACACAAAAACACCACACACACCCAUGCACAGAGUCAGAAGACCAUGCCCAUGAGACAGGGAGGGUAUGAGAAACGCAGAGGCACUGAGAGAGAAAAAGAGACGAGUGGAAAAGAAGGAGUCUUAGUGAGACAGGGAAGGGAAAUUCCACACAAUUUUGAAUUCCCUCACUCCCAAUGUGUUUGUAUAUGUGAGCUCUGAAAGAGCGGACAGCGCAAGUCACAAUCAAGACUGGGAAAGAGAGCAAGAACCUGAGAGAAGAUCACAGAUCUUUGGAGCCCAUAGCCUUUGCUAUGAUUUGACAUUGUAAAUGAUGAGAGCGAACGUCUUAAGGCAAAACUGUCAAAAAAAAAACAAAACUGACUGUCAGUAUGGUACAUGAAGAUCGGGAGAAACCUCAACCAGUGGAAGUCAUUUCUGGCCGCCAUAUUAUUUUUUAAUUUGUAUUAUUAUUUUUAUUUUCAUUUUUUGCUGGUUGUCUAUCUCAAUGAUCGUAGAGCACAUAUAUAUAUUUAGUAUCCCAAAAUGCCUCCAUGUACAGUGGCACAUACCAUCAAGCCAGUCAACUGUCGUGGGGGGAGUGUGUUGGGGUUGGGGUUGGGGUGGGGUUGGGAAGGGUUUCAUCAUUUUGCACUGCAUCUACAGUAUUCAUGCUUAGACAUCCCGUAUAUCUGUGUAAUGUCCUCUUUUUAUUUGCACACCUGACUAGAGCUUUGUAUUCUAUUUUUUAACAUUACAGAAUUAUUUUUGUCAAUGUAAAACAUGUAAUGUGUGUGUAUGGACCAAAAGUUUGAACGUGAGCGCACAUAACUCAGGCCUUUACCUGAGUGAUAUCCACUGAGUCAGAGGGAACUGUGCCAACAGAGGAGCCUGAAUUCCUUUUCUAAAAGGUUGGGAGGAUUCAGGACAUAUUUCAAAUCAGAAGGUAUAUCAGUGUAUAAAAGAAACCUAGUGCCAAGUGUUCAUGUUGUUCUUCACCUUAGACCAUGUACGUAUAUGCAGUAGAAGCUCCUUCUAUUGGCGACUGUUGCUUAACAAACCAGGCUCGGGGCUUUUGAGUCAUUCCCAGACAUUUUUGUAGGCUGGAGACUUUUUCUCUGAGCUCUUAACUACAAGCCUGGUGCAGACAGAGAGAAAAAACACAGGAUGUUGGGUUUAGAACUGAGUGGCCUUAUAGGGGAACAUGUCGUACAUUUCCAUUUUGAAUCAUUCCUCAUCGUCUGUCUGCCAAAUGGCCAGAGGAGAAUGUGUAUGGAGAGGUUCAAUGAAGGCUUGUCCACAAUAUUGACAUGUAGUAGUGUAUGACUUUGCGUGUGUGGGUGUGCAAGUGUGUGUGUGUGAGAGAGAGAGAGGUCAAGAGGGAGUGUGUGGGCGUUGGCACACACAUCGAUUUGUACAGUGUGUUUGUAUAGAUGUGUGUAUGAGAAACAUACUGUAAACACGCACUUGAGAGUGUGUGCGUUGAUGGCAUGCAUGUCUGUGUGUAUACAGUAUGUGUGCGUGUGCAUGUCUGUGUCUAAGUGUGCGGAUGUGAGUUUCAGUAUACUGUAUGUCCAUAUCAUUUCUCUCACAAUCCUGUUACAGUACUUUUAUACCUCUGGUAGGACUGUAUCCUGUAUUAUUGUGUCUUUGAAUUUAGAAAAAUCCAAUGUUUAUCUUAUUGUACUGUUCUUCGUAGCAGAGAAAACUGUUCAAAAGAUGUACAACGAACGUUAUCAAACUCUCAUUUUUUAAUUUCAUUAUCUUCAAUAUUUUUUAAAAAUGGUAUGUAAUUAUUUUUCCACAGUAUUACAUAAAUAAAAGCACUGUUUUUUAUAAA